Heterostelium album PN500 is the source of this 381-nucleotide messenger RNA. It is a transcript of the gene rpl35, whose product is annotated as uL29 family ribosomal protein. Gene Ontology annotation, biological process: translation; maturation of LSU-rRNA from tricistronic rRNA transcript (SSU-rRNA, 5.8S rRNA, LSU-rRNA). Gene Ontology annotation, molecular function: mRNA binding; structural constituent of ribosome. The coding region runs from base 1 to 381 and encodes 126 amino acids. The record is from RefSeq and is a predicted model, not a curated record. NCBI's taxonomy places the organism in Eukaryota, Evosea, Eumycetozoa, Acytosteliales, Acytosteliaceae. The transcript is spliced from 3 exons. Gene Ontology annotation, cellular component: cytosolic large ribosomal subunit; ribosome.
AUGGCUGAAAAGAUCAAAGCUCACGAACUCAGAAAGCAAAAGAAGACCGAGUUGUUGGAACAACUCAACACCCUCAAGACUGAGCUCUCCUCACUCAGAGUCAACCAAGUUAAGGCUGCUGCUCCAAGCAAGCUCGCCAAGAUUGGUAUCGUCCGUAAGUCAAUUGCUCGUGUUUUGACUGUUUUCAACACCCAAAGAAAGAACCAAUUGCGUACUUAUUACAAGGGUGCUGCCAGAAACCAAUUACCAACUGAUCUCCGUCAAAAGAAGACCAGAGCCAUCAGAAGAAGAUUGACCACUGCUCAACAAAACGCCGUCCCAGUCAAGGUUUUGAAGCAAAGACAACACUUCUCCCCACGUGUCUUCGCUGUUAAGGCUUAA